Messenger RNA from Phyllostomus discolor (pale spear-nosed bat), 3306 nucleotides. It is a transcript of the gene CKAP4, whose product is annotated as cytoskeleton associated protein 4. NCBI's taxonomy places the organism in Eukaryota, Metazoa, Chordata, Mammalia, Chiroptera, Phyllostomidae. The transcript is spliced from 2 exons. The record is from RefSeq and is a predicted model, not a curated record. Gene Ontology annotation, cellular component: rough endoplasmic reticulum. Bases 329 to 2107 code for a protein of 592 amino acids.
GCCCUGCCUCCGUGGGGUCGUGGCGCAGGGGGAGGGGCCGCCCCCGCCCCCGCGUGCGUGGCAGGCGCUCCCCGCUCCGCGCUCCCGGCCUCCCUUCCCGGGGGGUGGGGUCGGCGCCGCGGCGGCGAAGCCAGCCCCCUCCCCCUUCCUCCCUCGCCCGGCCUCCUUCCCCGCCGCCCGCCCGCCCGCUCGCUCUCUCUCGGCCGCUCCGACGCCAGCCGCGCCGCGUGCCGCUCGCCCAGCCCCGGGGGAACCCGAGGAAGUGUCCCGGGCCGCGCGUCUCCGCUCGCUCGCCUCGCAGCCCGCGGCCUCCGCCGCCGCGCCCGCCAUGCCCUCGGCCAAACAAAGGGGCUCCAAGGGCGGCCACGGAGCCGCGAGCCCCUCGGAGAAGGGCGCCCACCCGUCGGGCGGCGCGGAUGACGUGGCGAAGAAGCCGCCGGCGCCCCAGCAGCCGCCGCACCCGCCGCCCGCGCCGCACCCGCCGCAGCACCCGCCGCAGCAUCCGCAGAACCAGGCGCACGGCAAGGGCGGCCACCGCGGCGGCAAGUCCUCCUCCUCCUCCGCUGCCGCCGCCUCGUCCUCGGCGUCCUGCUCGCGCAGGCUCGGCCGGGUGCUCAACUUUCUCUUCUACCUCGCCUUGGUGGCGGCGGCCGCCUUCUCCGGGUGGUGUGUGCACCACGUCCUGGAGGAGGUCCAGCAGGUCCGGCGCAGCCACCAGGACUUCUCCCGGCAGCGGGAGGAGCUGGGGCAGGGCUUGCAGGGCGUCGAGCAGAAGGUGCAGUCUCUGCAAGCCACACUGGGGACUUUUGAGUCCGUCCUGAGAAGCUCCCAACAUAAACAGGAGCUCACGGAGAAAGUCGUGAAGCAAGGGGAGAGUGAGAUCAACCGCAUCAGCGAGGUUCUGCAGAAGCUCCAGAACGAGAUCCUCAAGGACCUGUCGGACGGGAUCCACGUGGUGAAGGACGCCCGGGAGCGGGACUUCACGUCCCUGGAGAACACGGUGGAGGAGCGGCUGACGGAGCUCACCAAGUCCAUCAACGACAACAUCGCCAUCUUCACCGAUGUCCAGAAGCGGAGCCAGAAGGAAAUAAACGACGUGAAGGCGAAGGUCGCCUCCCUGGAAGACCCCGAGGGCUACAGGCAGGACUUGAAAGCCUUGAAGGAAGCUGUGAAGGAAAUGCAAGCCUCCGUGAAGUCCAAGGAAAAGGACCUGGAGGCCCUGAGGAGCAUCCUGCAGGCCAUGGAGUCCGACGUCUACACCGAGGUCAAGGAGCUGGUGAGCCUCAAGCAGGAGCAGCAGAAGUUCAAGGAGGCGGCCGACUCGGAGCGCCUCACGUUGCAGGCCCUCACGGAGCGGGUGGCCCAGUCCGAGGAGUCGGCUGCUCGCCUCCCGGAGGAGAUCAGGAGACUGGAGGAGGAGCUGCGCCAGCUGAAGGCCCAGGCCCUCGGGCCGGAAGAAGACAGGGUUCUCAAAAACUCCGAUGCCCUGGAGGCGCUCCAGAGACAGAGCGAGGGCGUGGACUCUCGGCUGCACACGGUGGAGGACGGGGUCCGGGCCGUGCAGACCGCCUCCGCGAGGCACGGCGAGAGCCUGGAGGCCCUGCUGGCCAAGAGCGAGGAGUGCGAGCAGCGCCUGGCCGCCCUGCAGGAGCGCCUGGACGGCCUGGGCCCCUCGGCCGAGGAGGCGGACAAGGGUGGCCUGGCCAGCACCGUGAGGAGCCUGGGGGAGGCCCAGCUCGCGCUCUACGGCGACGUGGAGGAGCUGAAGAGAAGCCUGGGCGAGCUCCCUAGCACGGUGGACACGCUGCAGAAGGUUCAAGAGCAGGUCCACGCGCUGCUGGGCCAGGACCAAGCCCAGGCGGCCCGCUCGCCUCCUCAGGACCUCCUGGACAGACUUGCCUCCCUCGAUCACCUCAAAUCCUCCGUCAGCCAAGUGGAGUCGGACUUGAAGAUGCUCAGGACUGCCGUGGACAGUUUGGUGGCCUACUCAGUGAAAAUAGAAACCAACGAGAACAACCUGGAAUCCGCCAAGGGUUUGCUCGAUGACCUGAGAAGCGACCUGGAUAGGUUGUUUGUGCAAGUUGAAAAAAUUCAUGAAAAAGUCUAAGUGGAUUGUGUUUUCAGGGUGCGGAUUGAAAGUCCAAUUUCUCAUGACCAAAAAAAAAAAAAGAAAAAGAAAAAGAAAAAAAAGUGUUGUUUUUCUCCCGUGCGCCUCCCCCUCCCCCCCUCCACAUUCUUGUCCCCUCUUAAAGAGCAGAGGGCAACACUUGGAGCACUGCAGCGUUUUCUGUUCCUGAGCCCGGUUAAUUUAUUUACAAUGAUUACCACACACCACUGGUUUCUCAAGUGCUCUGCUUCUGCUUCCGGUGGGUUUCCUGGAGGCCCAGCCCCUGGGGAUCGGAGGUGCCUGUUCGCAGGGAUGUCUCUAGUGUCCGAGAAGAAGGGUAGUGGUUCAUCCAGGGAUUAACAGAAGCAGAUUAACCUCCAAAAGGCCUGGCUGGCUGGCAGAUGUCAAGUGCAAAAAAAAAAAAAAAAAAAAUGGGGGGAGGAGGCAUUAUUUUUCUUCCUAAUUGUCUUUAAGGGAAAAUUAAUUUUACUUUUUCUAUACUUCCGGCCGAAGUCUUCAGGGGGCGUCAUUCACGUUUUGUCUUCCACUUUAAACUGGUUAAAACAGCGUCAGUGCCAGCUCUGAGCAGGGAGGGGGCAGCCCCUCGGUGGCCAGUGGAGAGAAGCAGCUGCUUGACCGUGGUGGCCUCCCAUGGCGUGGGUGCCUCCUUCCUUUCCCGAAUCGUAUCUCACGAUCUCAAAGGUAACUAUGCAAAGAAUCCAGACGGUUCUGAAUGUGAAGGCACAACACCCCCCAGAGUCCCCUGUGGCUGACCCGUGUCACCUCUUGGUAGGGUCCCCGAAUGAGGCGUACGUUUAUAAUGUACGUUUAUAAAUCCCUGAAGGGUGGGGAGUCCUUGGAUUCUUCCAGGAAGUGUGUUUUGGGGGCUGUUCAUGGGGCUUUCCCCCUGGGGGACGGAGGCCACGUCUUUUUAUUUUGCCACGGCGCCCGUGCAGAGGCCCGCGGUCAGAGCGGGCCCCGGCUGUCGGCGAGGAGCGUGUGCGUGUUCUGUAGAUUGCUGUUUCCCUUCCCCUUCGAGCUGAAGUGUUCUUCAGUGGCUGUCUUGCCUUUCAAAAAAAGGAAAAAAAAGAAAAAAGAAAAAGAUUUAAAAAAAGGUUUGUUUAGUUUACUGUGAAAUGAACUGUAUGGCUUAUUUACAGUAUUUUUAAUUCUUAAUAAACACUUGAGCUUUGUUACAA